CGUUGCAGCAAUCUUCAGCAACGAGGAGAUGAUAAACACAUUGGCGAAUGCGUGUGAAAAUCCUGCUCCUACCCCUGCCCAAUACCCUGCACGUUCUAAUGAAGAAGUUCGUUCUAUUUUUAACCGUGGCAGGCCUACAACAGGACAGGCGGCUGCCUAUCAGGCCAAACUGAGCACACGCUCCACCUCACAGGAGUGUCCCACAACAGCCCCUGUGUACAAUCUCCGCCCGUACACAAGAAAGGGCCCAAGACACAAGAGGUUUCAGGGACAAGGCAGUUCAUGUUCUGUGGCUCAGUCCUUUUUCAAAGAGGUGAUUCUCCUGCCCGACCACAAAGCUACACAUGUGCCAAGGCGUGCCAAAAAAGCAUGGCUUUUUGAUAAUGGCCACAUCAAGUCUGCCUUGGAAUUCAGCUGUGACUGGGAUUCUGACACAGUAAUGCAGGCAAUAAAAACAGCCUUCCAGCCAGUUGUGGAGGGAUGCAGGUUAGAAAUCCUGCUACCAUGCUACAACAAACUAGUUGAGCCAUCCCUUACCCCCACACAGAGUUUGAAUGGAGACCUUGUGAAAAAACUGUUUCAUCAGAAGUCCAUUUAUGUCAGGCCUGACAAGAUCAUUUUAAGUGAGGAAAAAGAAUCUUCAUUUUCUGAUGGAGAAAGCAGCUUUACAAAUGACCCUGGUUUGGCAGAAAUAUCUGACACUGUUACAGCCAUUGGUAGUGCGCCUGAUGUUUCCAAAGAAGUUAUCCCAGACAUCGCCACUUCUGAGGCCCAUUCCCACUCCAGUCAUACCCCUUCCAUGUACAGUGGUGACGAAGUUAUAUGGUGUUUUGCUACCCAAGUUAUUUGCACUGAUGCACCUUCUAUCCCAGCUGACACCCUCACCGUGUCUACUAGUGCUGGUGUCAUCACUACUGAUGAAACUCUCACCAUGUCCAGUGGAACUCCUGACAUCUCCACUGGCAACACUCAUGGGUUGCCGGUUGUCCCCACUGUCAAUGCAAGCGGUAAAAGGCAUUGCAUCUUUGCGAAUAGGACCUCCGGUGUGUCCCAUGGUCCCACUCAACCCAGUGCAUCGGGCAGUAGUUCAUCCAGCACAUCGUACAGCACAUACCUUGACCUAUUUGAGGAAGAAUACCUCUUUGAUGACCCUGAUCUCCAGGAAGCUAUUUCCAGGUCUUUAGAUUCCAGUGCGAGUGAGAGUGAUUUAAAGAUGACUUUAGAGAGAAUAAUGGAGCAGAUUUCAUCUAGAGUAAAUAAUGACAGCACUGUGCGCUUCAAUAUCAUAAGAAGAAGUGUGUGGGAUGGAGCAUCCAGAGCCCUGGGCAGAUCCAAUUUUUCACCCGAGAAGAAGGUAGAUGUCAAGUUUACUGAUGACUAUGGCAUAUCUGAGGGUGCCGUGGACAAUGGAGGACCUACUCGGGAGUUUUUCCGACUCUGUCUUCAUGAAAUCAAGGACAAAAUUGGCAUCUUUUAAGGCCCACCUGAUGCUAAAGUCCUCACAUGCAACUCCAAAGCGAUGAAAGAUAAUGGAUACUUCAAUGCUGGCCAGAUUAUGGCAAUGUCAAUUGCUCAUGGGGGACAGAGUCCAUGUUUCCUGUCUGAACUCUUGUAUGAGUGUCUUCAAAAAGGUCCGGACAAUGUAAAGGUCAAAACUGAACAUAUUACUGAUGAAGAAACAAGGUCACAGGUGCAGUCGAUCUUACAAGCUGAGACUGAAUCACAACUGCAAGAUGCAGUUGCACAGGCAUCCAGCUUGAUCAGUCUUGCAGGUCACAAUGUUCGCAUAACACUGCAAAACAAACAAGAGACUGCUUUGGACUUGACUCACUGGUAUGUCCUCCAGCGGACCCGUGCACCUUUUGAAAGGUUCAGAGAUGGCUUAAUGUCUCUAGGUGUCCUAGAUGCUCUCCAGAGAUACCCUCUACAGAUGAAGUGCCUUUUUUUGAAGCCUGAAAAGAGUUUAACAGCCGCUGAUGUAGAGAAUCUCUUCCGGAUCAUUCACUCUGAAAGAGGGAGUAAUGCAUUCCAGGAAGAGUGCCGUACCCUGGCUUUCUGGCAAGACUACCUUCAGGAUGCUGAAUGCAAGUGAAAAUGAUGUCUCUAUGGAGGAUAUUCUUGUUUUCCUCACUGGAUGUGACAGUGUCCCAGCACUGGGCUUCUCCCCAAAGCCAAGCCUUGAGUUCCUCACCCAUUCCCGAUUUCCACAAGCGAAUACUUGUGAAAAUAUUCUUCGCAUUCCAGUUCAUGCAGAAUACGCUGCUUUCAAAUCUGAUAUGACUUUUGCCAUACGCAAUUCACCGGGGUUUGGAAGAGCGUGAGAGGUAAUAUUAUGGAGGGCUUUUAGAGCUUGAGUUAUGAUGAGGAUGUUUGUUUGUUUGUUUUUCAAAAAUAAUUGCUGUUAUUUCAUUUUGUUUUUCCUAGAGACAGUAUUGAAUAUAGGCAUGAAGAAAUAUAAGUAGAAAUGUUGUUACUUUCGAAGAUAUUUCAAGCCAUGGUUUUUGUUUCAGAUUUAAUAAUGCGCACUUGGUGAACUUUUAAGUUCACAACUGUACAAUGUAUGUCAUUUAUCUCCACCCUUUGAUAUGACCCACAGCAAUUGAGUGAUUAGCACAGAUUAUUUCCUCUAAAGGUUAU
Molecule: messenger RNA, 2637 nt
Organism: Neoarius graeffei (lesser salmon catfish)
Lineage: Eukaryota; Metazoa; Chordata; Actinopteri; Siluriformes; Ariidae
Exons: 11
Coding region: 29-1477 (482 amino acids)
Molecular function (GO): ubiquitin-protein transferase activity
Source: RefSeq, a predicted model, not a curated record